GUGGGUAUCCUUCCGCGCCUGGGGCCCCGCGAUUAGAGUUUGACGGGUCCCGUCUGGUCGUUCCUAAAUCUCGUUUUUCAGUCGCUCACCGCUGCAAAUGUUCUUUUGCGUUAACAAACAUUCAUGAAAUCAAUUCCGAUUCCAAUUACAGCCUAACCGUCCCCUCGCUCGAACCCAACCCCCAACCCCAGACUCCGUCGCAAUGGGGACCAGCGACAUCCCCCCUCCGGGCGUCCCCGACUACGUGAUUCCCGUGUCGGGCCACAUGCUCUCGGUGGCCGGCACCCUCUGGACGGUGAGCUACCUGCUUUACGCGCGAGAGUCGCUCCGGUCCAAGUCGUACGGAAUGCCCAUCGCCGCUCUCGCCAUCAACUUUGGCUGGGAGGUCGUCAACGCCUUCUACGUCGCCGAGGCCCCGCUGGAGCGCGCCGUCAUCACUAUCUGGUGCCUCAUCGACCUGGGCCUCUUCUACGGCGUCGUACGACACGGCCCUCGCGAGUGGGACCGCGGGGCCGGUGGCCGCCGCACCACCUGGGUAUCGCGCAACCUUGUCGGCGUGUUUGGCCUCAUGGUCGUAUUGUCGGUGUGGGCCAACUGGGCAUUCGCCCAUUGGUGGAUUGAGAACGAGGUCGUGCGCCGGGAGGGCAAAUUCUACGGCGGUAAAUUGGUCGCCGACACAACAGAGAUGGGAUAUUGGACCGCGUGCUUUGCUCAGGUGUUCCUCUCCGCCGCCAGCCUCGCACAGCUGCUGGUACGCGAGCAUUCGGGAGGUGUAAGCUGGGCCAUAUGGGCCACCCGCUUUACCGGUUCGGUAAUUGGACUAUGGGGAGCGUACCUCUGGCUUUGGUUCCACUGGCCAGAGGGACAUCCCUAUGUCACAUCCGAGAUUUCCAUAUUCUUCAUGGCUGUCUCCUGCGCAUGUGAUGCCGCAUACGCACCUGUUUUGUGGUCCGUCCAGCGGACUGAGAAGGUCAUGCCCGACGGCUCCAAGGUAUCUGGGAGCUACGUCGAGCCGGACAAGCAGAGCAAGGCUUUGUAGAGGACGAUGGGACCACGGCAAAAAGACGUAGGCAGAGUGAGGCUAGGUGCAGCAGCCGGGUCGAGCCGUUAGUGGGAGGUUGUGCGCUUGGGAGGGGGCAUGUGUAAUCUCACUUGCAAUUAUCCCGCUUGCCCUCCCCACCUUGUCGAUUCUGGGGCAAGGAGCCGGGGCUAUAUGCCGAGGAAGCCUCAGCGGUCGGCGAGGUUGCAGGGGGCUUGAUCGCAAUCUGCUAGGUUGGAUCCCAUCCGUGCUCCACCUCGCAAGACGUGCGGCGCUAGACUGAUCUCGGGUAAGCCCCUCAGUCUCCUCAUGCCUAGUUACAGUGGAGGACAAAAAUACCGCUCGCUACCCAUUUUAAACGCUACCACUUUAAAACGCUAUAACUUUACCCCCAAUGCAUGCAUUAAAGUAGGG
Messenger RNA from Gaeumannomyces tritici R3-111a-1, 1453 nucleotides. RefSeq lists its product as hypothetical. The record is from RefSeq and is a predicted model, not a curated record. Lineage: Eukaryota; Fungi; Ascomycota; Sordariomycetes; Magnaporthales; Magnaporthaceae. Bases 203 to 1039 code for a protein of 278 amino acids. Gene Ontology annotation, molecular function: lyase activity. The transcript has 2 exons.